AUGCUGCAAAUUUACACAGCAACGCAACUACUAGCUCCCACCUCAAGAGACAUAUACGAUGAGGUGGUCGAGGUCAUAAGUCUUUCCUUCGCCAAGGACCCCGGCACCAGAUGGCUAUUUCAACACCUCACAGAGGAACAAUACAUGACCGCCGUUCCACACUACUUCCAGUUCCUCCUGCAAGCAGCUCUACAAGUAGGCGCGUUCGUCGUCGUGAGCAGAGAAGAUGCACCGGGGCAGUCGUCAACGACGCCAACCUCCAGCAACCACCACAGCAAGAUCCAGGCCGUUGCGGUCGUGAUCCCACCCAGCGGCAACGCCGGGAUGAACUCGAGCAUGAACGCCCUACGCGCCGGCUUCUUCGGACUCGUAUGGCACUGUGGAGUCCGCAUGAUCUGGACACUGCUGACGCAGCUCCUGCCCGCGAUGGAAGCGCUGGAGAAGCGUCUGCAUCCCAACGGUGCAGAGCGCCACCACCAUUUCACGCUGCUGGCGCUGGCGGCCCGCCCGGAGAUGCAGGGCAAGGGUCUCGGGAAGACGCUGUUGAUCGAGUUGCAGCGGAUUGUGUCUGAAGCUGCGGGAAAGACGGUGUUUGGGCAGGCUGCGGCCGAGGUGGACAGUGGAAAGGAGCGUCAAGCCGCCGGGAGCAGUCGUGGUCCCGCGCCGCUUUACCUGGAAGCGAGUACGCCUUCGAGUAAGCGCUUGUAUGAACGCGUUGGGUUUGUCGCACGCGAUACGCUGGUCUAUGGGACACUGGAUGAGCAGGCUGGGAAAGACCUGGUUAUUAAAGAGGAUGGAGAGGUGGUUGGAGGGCGGAUGUUUGCUAUGUUUUGGUCACCUCCUUGA
Messenger RNA from Exophiala bonariae, 846 nucleotides. RefSeq lists its product as uncharacterized. The coding region runs from base 1 to 846 and encodes 281 amino acids. NCBI's taxonomy places the organism in Eukaryota, Fungi, Ascomycota, Eurotiomycetes, Chaetothyriales, Herpotrichiellaceae. The transcript has a single exon. The record is from RefSeq and is a predicted model, not a curated record.